This is a messenger RNA of Cladophialophora bantiana CBS 173.52, 765 nucleotides long. Its product is annotated as 60S ribosomal protein L2-B. Gene Ontology annotation, biological process: cytoplasmic translation. Bases 1 to 765 code for a protein of 254 amino acids. The record is from RefSeq and is a predicted model, not a curated record. Gene Ontology annotation, molecular function: structural constituent of ribosome; RNA binding. Gene Ontology annotation, cellular component: ribosome; cytosolic large ribosomal subunit. Lineage: Eukaryota; Fungi; Ascomycota; Eurotiomycetes; Chaetothyriales; Herpotrichiellaceae. The transcript has 4 exons.
AUGGGUAGAGUCAUUCGGAACCAGCGCAAAGGGCGUGGAUCCAUCUUCACCAGUCAUACCAGGUUGAGAAAAGGAGCCGCCAAAUUUCGACAGCUCGACUAUUCAGAGCGACAUGGAUACAUUCGUGGCGUGGUGACUGAAAUCAUCCAUGAUCCGGGUCGAGGGGCACCCCUCGCCCGUGUCCAGUUCCGCUCGCCCUACAAAUAUGGCCUCAAGACCGAAACAUUCAUUGCCAACGAGGGACUCUUUACCGGUCAGUUCAUCUACGCCGGAAAGAAUGCAGCCUUGAAUAUUGGCAACAUUCUUCCAUUAGGUGCAGUUCCCGAAGGAACAGUCGUUUCGAAUGUGGAAGAGAAGACUGGCGACCGAGGCGCAUUGGGAAGAACUUCAGGCAACUAUGUGACUGUGAUCGGACACAACCCAGAUGAAGGCAAGACUAGAGUCAAGCUCCCCAGUGGUGCAAAGAAGGUUGUUCUCAGUUCCGCUCGAGGCAUGAUCGGCAUCGUCGCUGGUGGCGGACGUACCGACAAGCCAAUGCUCAAGGCUUCCCGCGCAAAGCACAAAUUCGCUGUCAAGCGCAACUCUUGGCCCAAGACUCGUGGUGUUGCCAUGAACCCCGUCGACCAUCCCCACGGUGGUGGUAACCAUCAGCACAUCGGCAAGGCUUCUACCAUUUCACGAUACGCAGCCCAAGGUCAAAAGGCCGGCCUUAUUGCUGCCCGGAGGACUGGUUUGCUACGUGGUACCCAGAAGACCAAGGAGUAG